GGGCGCGUUGUGCUCGUGUGUAGUUGCGCGAAAGCGAUUCUUAGACUGAGAGCAAGAACAGCACAAGGAAGAGAAGAGAAAGGGGAAAAGCUAUGGGGAGGAAGAAGACAGUGGAGUUCGAUGAAUCUCCGCCGGACGAUUUCGAUCCGGAGAAUCCGUAUAAGGAUCCAGUGGCGAUGUUAGAGAUGAGGGAAUACAUUGUAAGAGAGAAGUGGAUCGAUAUUGAAAAGGCCAAGAUACUGAGGGAAAAGCUCAGAUGGUGCUACCGUAUCGAAGGAGUCAACCAUCUGCAGAAAUGCCGUCACCUCGUUCAACAAUACCUUGAUUCCACUCGUGGCAUCGGCUGGGGCAAGGACGGGCGCCACCCAUCCCUUCACGGUCCUAAAGUGGAGCCAGCCGAAUCUGAGUGAUCCGCUGGGUGGAACAACGGUAAACAAAAUGGCUUGCAGGGAAAUGUUUGGAUGGUUUGACGACCCUCAUCAGCUGUAGUUUUUAUUAUUAUUAUUAUUAUUAUUUCUUUAUAAAAGAAAAAAAGGAAUGUGCAUGGAUCACCACAAACAAUGCUAUUGGCAAUUGUUUUACUUUUGGUUUUUUGUUAUUGUCAAUAACUUAUAGCCGUCAGAAAACACACCCAAAUAAUCAAACCUCUAUCACUGCAUCCUUCUGUUCAACCUCUGUGUUACUUUUCGUUUAAAGUAUGGCUUCAUCUGAUUGCCUAUUUUAGAAAA
Messenger RNA from Cucumis sativus (cucumber), 728 nucleotides. RefSeq names its product NADH dehydrogenase [ubiquinone] 1 beta subcomplex subunit 10-B. The transcript is spliced from 3 exons. NCBI's taxonomy places the organism in Eukaryota, Viridiplantae, Streptophyta, Magnoliopsida, Cucurbitales, Cucurbitaceae. Bases 93 to 410 code for a protein of 105 amino acids. The record is from RefSeq and is a predicted model, not a curated record.